AUGCAGGCCGCCGCCGCCGUCCACCGGCCCCACCUCCUCGCCGCAUCCCCGCUCCGCGCCCGCGCCGUCCACCGCCCCUCCACCGUCCGCAUGGCGCUGCGCGAGGACGGGCCGUCCAUCGCCAUCGUGGGCGCCACGGGCGCGGUCGGGGAGGAGUUCCUGCGCGUCAUCGCCGCCCGCGACUUCCCCUACCGCGGCCUGCGCCUGCUCGCCAGCGAGCGCUCCGCGGGUAAGCGCGUCGCCUUCGAGGGCCGCGACUACACCGUGCAGGACCUCGCGGCGCCCGGGGCCUUCGACGGGGUCGACAUCGCGCUCUUCAGCGCCGGCGGGAGCGUCAGCCGCGCCUACGCGCCUGAGGCUGUCGCCAGCGGGGCCGUCGUCGUCGACAACAGCUCCGCGUACCGGAUGGACCCCGACGUGCCGCUCGUGAUACCCGAGGUCAACCCUGAGGCCAUGGCGGACGUCCGGCUCGGGAAGGGGGCGAUUGUGGCGAAUCCUAACUGUUCGACCAUCAUCUGCCUCGUGGCUGUCACGCCGCUGCAUCGCCACGCCAAGGUGUCAAGGAUGGUUGUAAGCACAUACCAAGCAGCAAGUGGUGCUGGUGCUGCAGCCAUGAAAGAACUCGAACUUCAGACUCGAGAGGUCUUGGAAGGAAAGGCUCCAACGUGCAACAUUUUUAGUCAACAGUAUGCUUUCAAUAUUUUUUCACAUAAUGCACCUAUUCUUGAAAAUGGCUAUAAUGAAGAAGAGAUGAAAAUGGUGAAAGAGACCAGAAAAAUCUGGAAUGACGAGGAUGUAAGAGUAACCGCCACCUGCAUACGGGUUCCAACGAUGCGUGCUCAUGCUGAAAGCAUAAAUCUGCAGUUUGAAAAUCCACUUGAUGAGGACACAGCCAGACAAAUCUUGAGGGCAGCCCCUGGUGUUACGAUUAAAGAUGACCGAGCUUCCAAUCGCUUCCCUACACCUCUGGAGGUAUCUGAUAAAGAUGAUGUAUCAGUGGGUAGAAUCCGUCAGGACUUGUCUCAAGAUGAUAACAGAGGGUUGGAAAUAUUUGUGUGUGGAGAUCAGAUACGUAAAGGUGCCGCGCUGAAUGCUGUGCAGAUUGCUGAAAUGCUACUGAAGUGAUUGCCAUCUGUAUUUCGUCUCUUAUUCAUCAUUGCUCUAGACAUUGAUGGAUUGAUGUACUCUGGUUAGUUUGAGCUCAGUUUUGGCCGGUCACCUUUUUGUAAUCUAUCAUCCCAGCUAAAGUACUGGAAGACAGGUUUUUGUUAUCUGUUGUACAUGUAAGUGCAUUCAGGAGUUAAGAAAUGGAGGUUCAUCACUAGUUGAAAAUUUGACUUAA
Molecule: messenger RNA, 1342 nt
Organism: Lolium rigidum
Lineage: Eukaryota; Viridiplantae; Streptophyta; Magnoliopsida; Poales; Poaceae
Product: aspartate-semialdehyde dehydrogenase
Exons: 8
Coding region: 1-1125 (374 amino acids)
Biological process (GO): L-threonine biosynthetic process
Molecular function (GO): protein dimerization activity; aspartate-semialdehyde dehydrogenase (NADP+) activity; NADP binding
Source: RefSeq, a predicted model, not a curated record